Molecule: messenger RNA, 686 nt
Organism: Aspergillus melleus
Lineage: Eukaryota; Fungi; Ascomycota; Eurotiomycetes; Eurotiales; Aspergillaceae
Gene: RPL26A
Product: 60S ribosomal uL24 domain-containing protein
Exons: 3
Coding region: 1-483 (160 amino acids)
Biological process (GO): cytoplasmic translation; ribosomal large subunit biogenesis
Cellular component (GO): ribosome; cytosolic large ribosomal subunit
Molecular function (GO): structural constituent of ribosome; RNA binding
Source: RefSeq, a predicted model, not a curated record
AUGAACAUUGAGAAUCUUCCCGACCUCACGACAACCGUUCGAGUUCAUUCACGACCCCCCCAAGGAGCCUCCAUCAAGAUGACCAUCCAGAACCGCGGUCUUGCUUCUUCGCGCCGGAAGUCGCGCGCCGCGCACUUCAAUGCUCCCUCGAGCCAGCGCCGCGUUAUCAUGAGCGCUCACCUCUCCAAGGAGCUGCAGGCCAAGUACAAUGUCCGCUCCAUCCCCAUCCGCCGCGACGAUGAGGUCACCGUGGUCCGGGGCUCCCAGAAGGGCCGUGAGGGCAAGGUCACCAGCGUUUACCGUCUGAAGUGGGCUAUCCACGUCGAGCGUGUUGUUCGCGAAAAGAGCAACGGCCAGAGCGUUCCUCUUCCUCUCUCCGCCUCGAACGUCGUCAUCACCAAGCUCAAGCUUGACAAGGACCGUGAGCAGAUCCUCGAGCGCAUCGGCAAGGGUCGUGAGGCCGUCAAGAGCAAGUCUGCUUAAGGGUUUUCUUUUUCUUGGGGUUCAAGUUCACAUUACAAUAGCGGUGAUUGUAAAGAGGGGUUUCUAGAUGACUCGAAAAAAAUGCGAGAUACAACCUACGAUCAGGAUUGUGAUGAAACAAAAUAAAAAAUUUAAUGUCCUCUACUUGAGCUAACCCAGGGCUUCUGUCCCCUCGUAGUAUCUACGCCUACGGCACGGUCUGG